This is a messenger RNA of Thamnophis elegans (Western terrestrial garter snake), 921 nucleotides long. RefSeq names its product major histocompatibility complex class I-related gene protein-like. Lineage: Eukaryota; Metazoa; Chordata; Lepidosauria; Squamata; Natricidae. Gene Ontology annotation, biological process: immune response. Gene Ontology annotation, cellular component: external side of plasma membrane. The record is from RefSeq and is a predicted model, not a curated record. The transcript has 6 exons. Bases 1 to 921 code for a protein of 306 amino acids.
AUGACGAUUGAAAGAGCCAAUCACCAUCUCGCUCGCUCGCAACCUCGUCUUCCUUUGGAUUUCGAGAAUAAGAAGCGGAUGCGCGAAGGCUCUUCCAAACACUCCCUGUCUUAUUCCUAUCUGCAAGUGUCAGAGCCCAGCCAGAGGCUGCCCCACUUUCUCUUCAUGGUCCACCUGGAUGACCAGCCCAUCGCUCGCUAUGACAACCAAACCAGGAAGCUUGCAGUUUUGGGCUGUGAACUCCGGGAAGAUGGGAGCCAAGAAGGCUAUUUCCACUAUGGCUACGAUGGGAUGGACUUCAUCAGCUUCGACAAGGAGACCUUCAGAUGGGUGACAGCUCAGCCCCAGGCCCAGAGGGUUGAGGAGAAGUGGGAGGAUGAUCCAGGUUGGUUCCAGGAGAAUAAACACUUCCUAGAGGACAACUGCAUUGUGUUGAUGAAGAAAUACUUGUCCGAUGGGAAGGAAGCUCUUCAGAGGACAGAGCCCCUGGUGGGGAAGGUGACCCGCAAGGUGGUCAAUGAGAGAUUGGAGGUCCUCAUCUGCCAGGCCUUUGGCUUCUACCCAAAGGAGAUUCAGGCCACCUGGACGAGGGAUGGGGAAGUCUGCCAGUAUGAGACCCUCCAUAGGAACGUGGCUCCCAACUCGGACGGGACCUAUUAUGUCCUGCUCAGCAUUGAGAUUGACCCCAAGGAGAGGGACCAUUUUCUGUGUCACCUGGACCACGAAGGCUUGCAGGAGCCCCUGGUCUUGGCCUUGAAGGAGGAGCCUGAUGAUAAACUGCAGCAUCCAGCCAGAGAGAGAUUUGCUCUGCUGGGGAUCAUCCCUGUUGUCCUGUUGCUGCCUCUGAUGCUGUUCCUCCUGAGACGAAACCUGCCUCCUUCUGUCACUUCACGUGGAGUGGAUGAAACAGACAUGGAAUAA